AAGCUCCUCCACAGGCAUGAACCAAGGCACCCAGACUCCAUCUCGUACCCAGACUCGAACCCAGACUCGAACCCAGACUCCAUCCCAGACUCCAUCCCAGAUUCCAUUCCACAGUCAAAAUCAGAUUGAUCACGGACAUCAUUUUUCCUCCCUCAACCCAAUCGAAAAUGGCAUCGGACAACAGCUCUGAGUCCGAAUCUGACCAAAAUUCCAAGCAUCAACAGUGGCUACAGAUCUGCCAACGGUACAACCUCCAAACUGCCCAGGCAAACUGUCAAGAUGCUGUAGCGGCUCGCCAACGUGCAGAUGCUGUGGUUGAGUACAAAUGCAUGUGCAUUCCCGUGCAAUACAGACAGAGCUACCUCAGCACCCACUUUGAUACCAUUCUCUGCAGAUCUUUGCAAUCACGGUGCAUGGACGCAUGGAGCAUGGGCUCUAGUAGGAGCUCUUCUGAGGACGAAGCUGGGGACAAGACUGGUGACAAUGCCGUGGGAGUGACUGUAGACGAGACUGGUGAAGUCACUGUGGACGUGACUGGGGAAGUGGCUGGGGAAGAGCCUGGAAAUGAUCCAGAGCAACCCAUUGUAGUCUUUGGGGGGUAGAAGGGGCUCCAGAAGCCUUUGGUGGUGAUGUACAGAGUGCCGAAGUCAGGGUGUGGUUGCUGAACUGGAAUCUGUAAUCUCCUGAAGUCACCCUUAAGCCUGGCCCAGUCCCACUGCAGCACUUCAGGACUUCAGGAAAUUAACCCAUCCCGGGGAAGUCUAUGAUGUUGGUGUCUCUGCCUUUGUCUCACAGUAAAAGCACAAUGAUGGGCAUCAUACAUGGAUAGAGAGAAUAAAGAUCUAGAUAUAAACAAUAGAGAGCAAAAAUAAAUUAUCUGCCAAUGUUGACUUGGGGCUUUGGUUGGUUGUGUGUGGCCUCGAACCCUUUCACGCCUUCCUCCUUGUAGCCAUUGUAUUUGGGAAAUGGCUCCACGCCAAGCGCACGUUUUCAUACCUUGUGAUAUUACCGGCAGAGUAGAAUGGGCUACCGGUAGGAGAAAAGAUCAGAAGGAAGAGAAAGGUUGGCUUUCUAGCUUCUCUCUUUGUCCGUCUGUCCGUUUCCUCCCUCUCGAUGACAAAAGCAAAGAAUUGUGGUUUGUCUUCGAAGGGGAGCACCACUGGUGGAGCUUUUCCGCCAUCUCCCUUGAGCGUACGACUGUACCCCUAUGGAAAUAUGACGGGUCUGACCAAACCGACUAGUUACGUAUACCGGU
This is a messenger RNA of Seminavis robusta, 1255 nucleotides long. The record is from the annotation of a GenBank genome assembly. NCBI's taxonomy places the organism in Eukaryota, Bacillariophyta, Bacillariophyceae, Naviculales, Naviculaceae.